Molecule: messenger RNA, 2952 nt
Organism: Peniophora sp. CBMAI 1063
Lineage: Eukaryota; Fungi; Basidiomycota; Agaricomycetes; Russulales; Peniophoraceae
Source: the annotation of a GenBank genome assembly
AUGCGACCGCCCUACCAGCCCCACCAGCCCCAGCCGCCCAUCGACGAUCGCUACCGGCCGAUCCCGAACCUCAACGAGCCCUACGACCCCAGGGACGCCGUCGUAAACACCCACCAGCGACCCCACGACCUCGGCUGGAUGCCGCCGGCACGACCCGUCGUGGAGACGUACCAUGCCCCACCCGCCGGCAGCGACUGGACGGCCCCGGCCCCGGCUUUCGUCGAAAACGACCCGUACGUGAACCCGCGCGGGGCGGACCACUGGCCUCGGAGGGACCAGUCCCAGCAGUGGCCCAAACGUAACGACGACCGCAACUGGCCCGGCCAGCAGCAGCAACAACAACAACAACAACCCCCUCAGCGCCAAAAUAACUGGCAAGCUGACUCGUGGGCCCCGCGCGACGACCACUACGACGGCCGCGCGGCAGACCGUCCCUUUCGCGUCGACGACCGCAAUCAGCAGCGUCUGCCCAUCAUCCCUGACCACGAGCGCUCAUGGCAGCCCUCGACCGCCUGGCAGUCGGGCGCUCGAAUGCCCAUGCCCCCGCCACCGCCUCGGCACAUGAAUCACAACAAUAAUAACAACAGGCGCAAUAACAACAACAACAACAACAACAUGAACAACCGCAACAACAAGGGCGGCAAACAGCGUCAGGGAUACAAUAACAACUACAACGGCAGUAGCUGGACCAGCAAUCAGCCCCAGCGUAGGGACAACUGGCGACCCGAGGAUGCCCAGCUGAAUAACUGGCAACGGCGGGAUACCGCACCACUCCCAACACCAAAUAAGAAGCAACGUACGGGUCGUUCGCAAUCCCGCUCCCCGACGCGCUCACAUCGCUCGGGCCGGUCCGACCGUGGGCGUUCCCCAUCACGUUCCCCGUCACCGCGCCGACGACGGCGAGAAGGCAGCCCCGACGACUAUCGCCCGAGUCAUAGCCCCGCAAGCUCACGCCGGCCAACUCGACGAACGCCCUCGCCUCAUCGACGUCGGGAUGCCUCGCUCGCUCGCAACGGCCGACAUCGUGAGAGGGUUAGGGGCAGGUCGCGAUCGAGAUCGCGCUCUCGCUCAUUCUCGAGCUAUACGCCCCGCAGUCGGAGCCAGAGCAUGAGUAUGAGCCCCGACGAGCGCCCGAGGACGUUGCAUCGGUUGCCCGCCGCUACCCCUGCCGACUUGAUAGUCGUUCCCCCACCAUUAUCGUCCAAGGACGAGGCCGAACUAUCGUCUGGCAAGGAUGGUGGGCACGGCGCAGCGCUCCCCGUAAACGUCUCGAUGCCACCUCCGCCUAGUCCUGUCGUUCCUUCUGCCGUCAACGCUGUCCUACCCGCCCCGACGUCACCAAAUCGGGCCUUCAAGAUCGUGCAGCCGAGUACGGCCGUGAAACGCUUCUUCCCCGGUGACGACGACGACGAAGAGCGACCGGCCAAGUUCGUUCCCAUAGGACGCCCGUCGCAGCCGCCGGCUUCGGGCGCCACUGCCGCAAGCCGCUUUGUCCCCGCCGCAAACACCGCCGUUACUCCCGCUCAGCCCACUCCAGCGACCGUACCCGUCUAUGUGGCCGAACCCUCGUUCACCCCAUCUCCCACCGCCUCCUCCGCUCCGCAGUACCAUGCACCGUCGCCGACCUCUCUGCAACCCCCGUCGGCGGCAUCGCAGCCACCUCUAUUGGCCCAUCCACCCGUCGGUUUGGCUGCGCUACCGCCAAAACCUCUAUCCUCUCCAGUUGUAUCCGCGGUCCCCGCGUCUCUCUCGCAGAUGCUGCGCACACCUACCACACCUCCUGUUCCUAGUCCUCUCCAAGCUACCACGUCUCAUGAAGCGUCUUCACGCCGCGCUUCUGUCACCGUCGAUGUCUCUCGAGUAGGGUCCAGUCGACCGCACUCACCUUCGCCACGCGACGCCGCUUCAAGCAGUACUCGCGCGCCUAGUCCAGCGCGGACCACUGCGUCGUCCUCAAGCGAAUUGUACGAAAUUGUCAGCCAGGUUGGCGAGGGCACGUUCGGCAAAGUGUACAAGGCCAAAAACACGUACAACGGAAUGCACGUCGCACUGAAGAGGAUACGAAUGGAAACCGAGAAGGACGGAUUCCCUGUCACUGCAAUGCGCGAAAUCAAAUUGCUGCAGAGCUUGAGACACGAAAACGUCAUUCAGCUGUACGAGAUGAUGGUCUCUCACGGCUCUGCGUACAUGGUGUUUGAGUACAUGGACCACGACCUCCGCGGCAUCCUCACGCAAACGCAGUUCAGCUUCACCCCGGCACAUCUCAAGUCCUUUUGCCGUCAGAUGCUGGCAGGCCUGGCUUAUCUUCAUCGCAAGGGCGUCAUCCAUCGCGAUAUCAAAGGCAGCAAUAUCCUCGUCAAUGCUCGCGGCGAUCUCAAGUUGGCCGACUUCGGAUUAGCACGCUUUUACCAGAAGCGCCGGAGAAGCGACUACACGAACCGUGUUAUCACAUUGUGGUAUCGUCCGCCCGAGUUACUCCUUGGGACGACCGUGUAUGGACCUGAAGUGGACAUGUGGAGCGCCGGCUGUAUCAUGCUCGAGCUCUUCACCAAGAAGGAAGUCUUCAUCGGCAACGAUGAGAUCAACCAGCUCGAAUGGAUAUGGAAGAUUAUGGGCACGCCGACGGCCGAGAGCUGGCCCGGCGUUGCGCGUUUACCGUGGUACGAACUCGUCAAGCCGCGCGAGGCCAUCCCGUCCCACUUCCGCGACUUUUUCAAGAAAUACAUGUCGUCCGGGGCUCUCGAUCUCGCCGAGCGGCUGCUUGCAUUCGAUCCCGCGAAGCGUGUGAGCGCGGCUGACGCGCUGAACGCGCCGUACUUCACGGAGGAGGAGCCGAAGGAGGCGAGGCCGGCGGGCCUGGCGAAUUUGGAUGGCGAAUGGCACGAGCUCGAGGCGAAGAUUAUGAAGAAGAAGAAACGCGCAGAAGGUAGUGGGUCUUCUCAGGCCCAUUGA